Molecule: messenger RNA, 1662 nt
Organism: Penicillium digitatum Pd1
Lineage: Eukaryota; Fungi; Ascomycota; Eurotiomycetes; Eurotiales; Aspergillaceae
Product: putative glycosyl hydrolase
Biological process (GO): carbohydrate metabolic process
Source: RefSeq, a predicted model, not a curated record
AUGCUAUGCUUCCUAUCAUUUUCUGCUGUGGCCAAUGCGCUGGCGUAUCCAUCUCAGGAAGUCUUAGGAGUCCCUGCUUUUUCCGGUUUGAUUGAUAGUCCCUCUAAAGAGACUGUCUCUGAGGGUGCUGGACCAGCGCCGGAAGGAUCAACUCACGACCCCAUUCUGAAUACCUUGCAGGAUCUUAUCACCGCCCUGCAGGUCAUGCAAGACAGGUACUUUGUGAUGUGGCAGGGCACGUGGCCGACAAGCAUCGAUUGGACCGCGGCGGUGUUGGGCACACACGUUUCGGCAGCACUCUCAUCUCUAACCUCAGGUCCGCUUGAUAUUCCCGACACAGAUGAAUUGCAAGGAUUCUCCUUCUUCAGGCUUGAGAAUACGGUCAAUCAAUUUUUCAGCCAAACUUCCGCGUUUUACUUCAGUGAAAACUCAUUUAGCAUUAGAAACCAGGCAUACGAUGACAUGCUGUGGGUCGUGCUAGGGUGGUUGGAGAAUAUCAAGUUCCAAAAUCUUCACUCGGAUCUUCACUAUGUCUCCUCGAACAACAAUUCUGGAGAGCCUUGGUACGGUACCCAGUUUCAGAACUCUGCUGCACACAGAGCACGCAUCUUUUACGAGCUCGCCUCGGCUGGUUGGGACAAGACCCUCUGCGAGGGCGGCAUGAUUUGGAGCCCAUACUUGAUACCGUACAAAAAUGCAAUUACGAAUGAGCUCUAUAUUUCUGCAAGCAUCGAGAUGUAUUUGUACUUCCCCGGAGAUUCCAUCGACGCCCCGUUCUUUGUCGACUCACAAAGUACACAGCCCGCACGGAAGAAUCCACACGACCCUCUUCAUCUUCAGGCUGCGGUUGACGGGUAUGAAUGGCUCAAAAACUCAAAAAUGACCGGGAUAGGUGGCCUCUAUGCAGAUGGUUACCACGUCAGCGGCUGGCAAAGCGCAUCAAAUCCCGGCUCCAAAAAAUGCGACGAGCUCAACUCUAUGGUCUACACCUACAAUCAAGGAGUCGUUCUCAGCGGGCUGAGAGGACUCUGGCUAGCCACAAACUCGCAAAAAUAUUUGCGCGACGGUCAUGAGCUUGUUCACCAAGUACUGCAAGCCACUGGAUGGUUGAAUACAUCUAGUCAGCAGUGGAAGGGACUUGGUCGGGGAGGUGUGCUUGAGGAUGCGUGUGAUUCUCGCGGAGUCUGCUCCCAGGAUGGACAGACCUUUAAAGGGAUAUUUUUCCACCACCUCUCUGGAUUUUGUCGGCCUCUUCGGCCGCAAGAGGAGCAGUUCCUGGAGGACGCUAUCCUCAGACAUGCAACAGACGACGACGGGACCGAAGUCUAUGAGCAGCAUAUGAAGCAGUGCCGCGCCUAUGGUCCCUGGGUUAGACACAAUGCGCGAGCUGCUCUUAUGACUCGCGACAGCGAUGGCAAGUUUGGCACCUGGUGGGGCCGCGCAUAUCACCAGCUGGAUGCCAACGAGAUCGUAGACAGCAGCACUAUCCCGGAUGAUGCUGUUGACUACCGUAAUGCCGAUGAUAAAAUCAAGUCCUCGACUAUAGGCCCCAUGCCGAAAGACUACAACGAUCGUGGCCGAGGCCGCACGGUGGAAACACAGUCUGGCGGCAUCGCUGUAUUAAGAGCAUUGUAUCAAUGGCAAUCCUAUGAUGCUAUGUGA